UUAUUCCUCGCAGCGAAUCGACCAGUGGCCAGUACCGAUAUACGUCCUUAAGAUCUUCAUGGAGUUCCUCAGAAGAACUUGGACUUUCUUAAGGGGAAUACAAACCGUGCGUCUGUGAAAGCGCAGCCCACGCUUGAAGCAUGGUGAUUCUAGACAAACAUUUGAGGCAAAAGAAGAUCGAAGAAUUCAGCUGAAGAAACCUGCAAAGAAGUUUUUUAUAUGAAUAAAGGCAAUAGCCGUUUAUUCGAACAGUUGAAUGCUAUAAGUAGCCUAACAUUUGCUGAAAUCAUUUUCCUGGGACUGCGAUGACCUCUAGUAAAGACAUGAAGGCAGGAUCCGUGUUGCAGUCCAGCGGCGAAGAGAGGAGACGGGGUCCUUUGGACCAACUCCCACCUCCGGCAAACUCGAACAAACCUCUCACCCCCUUCAGUAUUGAGGAUAUUUUGAACAAACCGUCUGUGAAGAAAUCCGUAGCAAGUCAAUGUCCACCCCGAGUCCUGGAGAAAGUGACCGGCUCAACUGCAGCUAGGAACGGUAUUACCACUCCCUCUUCCCCGUUAUGCGCUCUGGAGGAACUAGCCAGCAAAACAUUUAAAGGUCUGGAAGUCAGCCUUAUACAAACAGCAGAAGGUCGAGAGCAUCUGAACGCCUUUGGACAACGACAGGCUUCCAAAAAGAGACGGAAAUCUCGCACCGCCUUCACCAACCACCAAAUUUACGAACUAGAGAAGCGCUUUUUGUACCAGAAAUACUUGUCACCAGCCGACAGAGACCAGAUAGCCCAGCAACUGGGCCUGACCAACGCACAGGUCAUCACCUGGUUUCAGAACAGACGAGCGAAACUCAAACGGGACUUGGAAGAGAUGAAGGCAGACGUGGAGUCCUUAAAGAAAAUCCCACCGCAAACUCUGCAGAAACUGGUGAACAUGGAUGACAUUGACGAUCCCCAAAGUAGUUCUGGGGCCAUCUCGCCCAGCAUUUCCCCGUCUUCGCAAGGACACCGAGCCUUUCCUCAGUCCCCGUCUUCGUCCAGAGGCCAAACUACGGACGAAUUCUCAGAAGAGGAUGAAGAAAUCGAGGUGGACGAUUGAGUUUGGCCCGAAUUUUAAGCAAGGGCCUUUUUCUUCACAACGUUUGCACGGACGUUUACUCCACCGGAGAACUUGAAACGAAAGGGAAUUUUCUCUCUGUGCUUCAUAAUUUAUUAAAAGGAUGGUAAAAGCUACAAGGAUGUUGAACUUUCACCUUGAAGACAUUAUUUGAGGAAUACAUUUCUUUCGAUAGGAUGUGAAAGAUACUUAGUGGUAAUGGUACAGGAUCAAGACUGCAACAUGUGUAUGUACAUUUUAAGUUUAUUUCGCUAUAUGAUUUUGGGGGAAAGUUGUGCAAUUGUUUCCAUAUACCAUUCAAGCAUUAUGUUAUAGCUGCUAAAGAAACAUAUCUGCCAAAUGUAAUUUUCAACCCAACAUUUCGUUGAUAAAUUUAUAUAUUUAUACGGUUGACAAAGACAUGAGAGAUCCCAAAAUAAGACAUUUUUGGAUCCACCAUGGAAAUAUUCAUUAACAAAAUUCCAAACUUGAAAUUUCAGAAUCCUUAAAUUAUAUGACCCGAAAUUCAGGGUAGUCAAUAAUACAGGUAAAUCAAAUAAAAUCUGUAAAACAUGUCAAGUUUUUUCAUGAUGAGAUUGUGUAUAAAUUCAAUUACAAUGCAU
Messenger RNA from Sardina pilchardus (European sardine), 1711 nucleotides. It is a transcript of the gene lbx2, whose product is annotated as ladybird homeobox 2. The transcript is spliced from 2 exons. The coding region runs from base 306 to 1091 and encodes 261 amino acids. The record is from RefSeq and is a predicted model, not a curated record. Gene Ontology annotation, molecular function: DNA-binding transcription factor activity, RNA polymerase II-specific; sequence-specific double-stranded DNA binding. Lineage: Eukaryota; Metazoa; Chordata; Actinopteri; Clupeiformes; Clupeidae. Gene Ontology annotation, cellular component: nucleus. Gene Ontology annotation, biological process: regulation of transcription by RNA polymerase II.